Ceratosolen solmsi marchali is the source of this 3033-nucleotide messenger RNA. Its product is annotated as TPR-containing protein DDB_G0280363. The record is from RefSeq and is a predicted model, not a curated record. The transcript is spliced from 7 exons. The coding region runs from base 100 to 2439 and encodes 779 amino acids. Lineage: Eukaryota; Metazoa; Arthropoda; Insecta; Hymenoptera; Agaonidae.
UAUUAAAAUAUUUUUAUUUAUUAUUGUCUACAGACUUAUUAGAUCGCUUUUUACCAUAUUGUUGUAAGAUUUAUUUACACCUUUCAGGUUGUUUCAAAGAUGAUGGCCGGGCCGCCGAAGUCUAAACGUAACGUUGCCAGGAACUUUAAGAAUCCACCACAACCUCAUAUGUGCAUACAAGAUUAUAUUUCAGGCUCUCCAAUUCCAUGUUAUAUCAAUAUUUUGUCUUGGGAAAAAGUUAAUUUACCCGCUAAUCCUUCUCAAAUAAUACCUAUGCGGGGAGGAAUGGAAUUGAAUCCUCCAAGAAGUCAAGAUAAAAACACUCGAGUGUUUGCUGUUAUUGCUAACCCUGAGGUUUUAAGAAUACGAGGGAAAAAUGCUAAAAACCAGAAUGAUCAAUCCAAUCUAAUAGAAAUGUUGUUAAAUUUUGUGGAGUCCAAAAACAAAGGAGUAAUCUUCAGUCGUAUUUAUUCUAUUCUCAAAGAUCGAGAUAUUACUGGGGAAUUAAAAGAAGUAUGGAAUGUGAUUCAGAAACAAGAAAAUCAAAUAGAAACUUGGAUAGAUGGUCAGCCACCUACUCUACAAUAUUCACAACAUUUAGACCAACAGCAGCAACAACAGCAACAAUUACAAUUGCAACAAUCACCACAACCAAUACCUCAACAAAUUCAACAGCAGCAACAACAGAUUCAACAAGCUCAGCAUAUUAUACAGAAUUCCUAUUUGAUGUCUCAGCCUCCUCAGUAUCGAUCUAAUGUACUUUUCAGUUCAGUAUCCAAUAACGAAUGUUCGAACUAUGAUAGAUACAACUAUUCACAGCAGGGCCUAGUUCCAGUACAUCAGAAUGAGCAAGUUUACCAAGCCAAUUCGAUUAUAACCCGUCCUUAUAAUAAUAACAAUGGCUCACGUAUUGAUUUGGAUUGCUAUAAUUAUCGUGAACGAGACAGAUCAUUUUCUCAACAAUCAGUGUCUAAACAACAACUACCUCUUCCCCAACAGCAACAGCAAAAUUGCCCUGCAUACUCAGCUUCUCAAUACCAUUAUCAAUCAAUACCAAGGCCAAUGAUGCAUUUCAUGAGUUCUAAUGUGAAUUCAAACUAUACUGGACAGAUGAAUCCAAUUAUCACCAGCCAUUUUUCAGACUAUUUUAUAAUGCAACAUCAACACAUGUCAUCUGGAAUAGAACAGCGUCAAAUGGAAAAUCAAAUACACGCUGAGGUUCAUAGGAUGCAGCACCAACAGCAACAAGAACAAAUGCACUUGCAACCAAGUCACAUUCAGCAGCCUAUGCCACAUUAUCCAACCCACGGAUUAAAUAUAGCUGGCAAUCCUCCAAUAAAAACCAUUAAACGAGCUUUUAGUGUACCUAAACUUCAACAUGUGGCGGGAUCGCACAAAAAUAGCUCUUGUAAAAGACAGAACAACUCACCUUCACAUUCAAAACAGAUGACUUCUACAGGUGGUCCUUAUACUCAAUUGUCUAGAGACAAUAGUGCAGAUAAUGCUGUAAAGCCUAAAUCUCCAGUUAAGGUUCUUCAGCGAGAUCCAGUAUUACAAAAUAAACAUAAUGUAUCUCAGUGUUCUGCAGAGAAAAAUGUUAAAAGCUUAGAGAAAAAUAUAGAUGAAAAUUAUGAAGCUUGUAAAGUUCAAAUAACAGAUCUUGAUGAAGAUAAUUCGAAAAAUAAAAAUCAUUCAGAAACAAUAGAUGAAAUUACCUCUAAAGAAGCGGAGGCCUUAAAUUAUAUUGCUUCUCCAAAAGAAACAAAAGACAUGAUAGAAUAUAUUCAAGAAACUAAGACUUUAAAUGUUGUAGAUCCAACAUUAUGUAGUGAAUCUCUUAUUCGAGAAUUGAAAGAGGUAUGUCAUCAUCAUAAUGAAAAACAAAGGCCAGUAAAAACUGUUUUAAAGAGAAAUAAGUCUUGUGCUAAUGAUGUUAAGGUUUGGACGAAAGAUAUAAAAGGAACAAAAAAUGGUAUUAAAAUUAAUUUUGAUCAAAUAAAUUCAAACAAAGUUGAAUGGUUUCAAGAUAGAAACACAGAUGAACAUUUGAAAGGAAUACAACAUAACUUGACAGAACUAGAUGAGGGGUGGAAUGUUAGAGUUAAGCAUAAACCAUCAGAUAGUCAAAGACGAGCUCAGUCUACAGUUAAUAGCAUUAUCAAAAGUGUAUUUAAAAUUCACCAAGGAAAUCACUUAAUUGGAGAUGAUGGAACUGGAAAAAAACAAAAAUCCAAUGGACAACUUAAAGUAAAUGCCAAAAUAUCCCUGAAUGAACAAGAAGAAAUUACUCAAGGGUAUACGAUUCUAAAAAAAUCGGACGUUACAAAGAUUGCAACGACGACUAUGAAUUCAACAGAAGUAGUAACAAAUGAAAUUGCACAGCUAACAAUUCAAGACUGUAAAAAUUCGACGGAAAAGAAGGCCGUUUUUUUAUUAUAAGCCUAGUUAUAGUGUGUCAUAAGAAAAACAGAAAAACAUUUAACAGCCCGCUGAUAAUAAUCGAAAUAAAAUCAGUGUAUAUAGAUAAGUUUACUUAUUAAGAAGAUAAUUUAAAUUUAAUUAAUCGUGAAAGUAAAUGAAGCAAAAACAGUGCGUAAAAAAGUAAACUGCAGAUGACAUAAACAUUUUAAAUAAUUCGGCGAAAAUACUGACGUAAUAUUUAUCUUCGAUAUAAUUUAAUCGAAGAUUAUUUUUAAGAUUUGCUAGCGAGGCUGUGAAACACGAUUGAUAAAUUUCCUCUAAGGAAAUAAAAUAUUAAAAAUACAAACUAUAAGUUUGACGAAUGAGGAAAACAAAAAAUAACUCAGUUCUCACUGCUUUUGAAGUAAGAUGGUAAAGUCAUAUACUCUUACGCCAUGGACUGAUAUUAACCUAUUUUUUAAAACUAGUAUGCUAUAAAACAAAUUCGUCAAUUUUAAUGUGACGAGAAUGGUUCCGUAGGGACGCCCUUUUGACGUUCCUACGUUUAGUACGAACUAUAAUUAUUUAGUAUACUAUCAAAUAAAAAAAAUGAAUUCAAGUUGCUUAUAUACA